CCGGCUAGAGCCGGAGCUCCGAUGGGAAGCCUCUGGGUGUCUACAUGGGCUGCCCGGGCCACUGCUGAGCGAGGGCCAACAAUCAAAGCAGUUCCUGAACUGGAGAAGGUGACGGUCCACAUGAAGAAUCCCGAGCACGUGCAGCGCGUAAUCUCGGCGCUCAGGAAAGAGGGAACAGACAAACUACAGGUCAUUUCAGACUUCGACAUGACUCUCAGCAGGUUUGGAUUUAACGGGCGACGAUGCCCCACGUCGCACAAUAUCCUAGAUAACAGCCGAGUCAUUAGCGAAGAAGGCAGGAAAAAGUUAAAAGAUCUACUGCACUAUUACUAUCCAAUUGAAAUUGACCCCAACCGGACCAUGGAAGAAAAACGUCCCCUCAUGGUGGAAUGGUGGACCAGAGCCCACGACGUCUUGUUGCAACAGAAGAUUUUGAAAAGUGACAUAGCCAAGAUCGUCAGAGAAUCCGAGGUGAUGCUCAGGGACGGAGUCAACACCUUCUUUGACCAACUCCACCAGCACAACAUCCCCCUGUUCAUCUUCUCGGCCGGCGUGGGCGACGUCCUGGAGGAGGUCCUCCGGCAGGCCGAGGUGUUCCACCCAAACAUCAACGUGGUGUCCAACUACAUGGACUUUGAUGACAAGGGCGUCCUGAGACAAUUUAAAGGGCCGCUGAUCCACACCUACAACAAGAACAACGCGGUCCUGGAGAAGACGGAACAUUUCCAGCUGCUGAGCAGCAGGACCAACGUCAUCCUGCUGGGGGACUCCAUGGGAGACCUGAGCAUGGCAGAUGGGGUCGCCAACGUGGAGAACAUCCUCACAAUCGGAUUCCUGAACGACAAGGUGGACGAGCGACGAGGAAAGUACCGGGAUGCCUAUGACAUCGUGCUGGAGAAGGACGAGACUCUGGAUGUGGUCAACGGGAUCCUUUGUUACAUCCUUGGAGACCUGAACUGAGAGCCCAGGACCCUGACUCCGGCCUCUCAGGAUGGUGUCUUGGGACUGUGCUUCCCAUGGCAGAGUCAGGGCGAUUUGAAUCCAUCUUGAUGCCCUCGGGAGUUCCCCUCCCCACCCCCCGGCUCCCUCCUGGGCUUUUAUAAAUACCCUUUUGUUCGUCACUCCUGGGAUUGAGGGGUGAGCUGGAGAAACUCUCUGCUUGCCCCAAUUACCUCCACCAUGUCUCUGUUCAAACCCCAGCCGGUGCUACUCCCAGCUCAUGUCCCAUCCCACGAAAGCUCAAAGCCACUAAGGCAGGGUCGUCGUUUGGCUAGCCAGGCCGUCAGCCAAACGACGCAGAAUUAAAGAUGCCUUGCAGAGCUGGGGACCAACGUGUUUAAAUGGGCUCGUUCUGCCGCCCUAAUCGCCUCUGUCGGGGAGCAGGCACCUGUUUGUUGUAGGUCCAUCACAAAGCGUUCAGGCCGGACUCCGGCUGCAUGGUUCACCUGCACAGCAGAAUUACAGCUUGCCCUGUGCUGCGGGGUGCAGAUGUCUGCAAUUUGCUGUGGAAACCCUACAAAUCCCCUGGUCAGUUCUCUGCUCCCUCUGCCUGCAACCUACUGGGACGUUUGUGGGCGUCACUGCUCCCUGGUGGCCGGAGAGGGGACCAGAGAUGAUUUUAGAGGGUGUAAGCCCCACCCCUGUCUGUGCACCGACCUGUUGUGGGUGGAGCCUGGAGCUGCUCAGAGAGCAUGGUGGGCGCAGGUGGGAAAUCCGGGUUGGGGGACGUUCUGGCUGGCUGGGCUUGUCGCUUGGAACGUUAACACUUUGGGUUUGUGAGAUGAUUGUGCAGAUGCAGCGAUGCUUAAAGGGGUGGGACUCUUGUGAGGAUUGCUGUCCGAGAGCUGCUUGUGUGGUGAACGCAAGGGCUGAGUUUGGUCAUCCCGCGGUGGAGCAGGGUUUGCUUGGCUGCUGUGUUUUGCUGGCAGGAGGAUGGGGUUGUGGUGUGCAGUGAAUCCCACUGGCAAGCGGCUCUCGCUGGAGCAAUGAGGCUCCGCUGGCCAGUCACGCGGUGCUGUGGAGUAGAGUUGUUACAGCUGAAAAGUCAGGCAGCAGGUUUGUCAUGUGUGGACAGGGGUGUUGGGGGGCAGUGGCAGCUGUGGGUCCUCGGGGUGGGUAGUUUAAAAGCAUCCGGGAGGGAGGGAGAGCAGGCUAGUUGUGUGUGGACUGGGGUGUUGGGGGGCAGUGGCAGCUGUGGGUCCUCAGGGUGGGUAGUUUAAAGACGGCUGGGAGGGAGGGAGAGCAGGCUAGUUGUGUGUGGACUGGGGUGUUGGGGGGCAGUGGCAGCCGUGCGUCCUCAGGGUGGGCAGUUUAAAGACGGCUGGGAGGGAGGGAGAGCAGGCUAGUUGUGUGUGGACUGGGGUGUUGGGGGGCAGUGGCAGCCGUGCGUCCUCAGGGUGGGCAGUUUAAAGACGGCUGGGAGGGAGGGAGAGCAGGCUAGUUGUGUGUGGACAGGGGUGCUGGGGGACGCAGUGGCAGCCAUGCGUCCUCAGGGUGGGCAGUUUAAAGACGGCUGGGAGGGAGGGAGGGCAGGCUAGUUGUGUGUGGCUUUUUGAAGCGUGACUAUUGUAUAACUAACCCUUUGUGCCGGUUCUGGGGUCUCCGGGCAGCACGUCUGUCAGCAAUGUAAAAUCUCUCUCCCUCAAAUACAAAAAAAUGGAAAGGAAAAGCAGUGCAGUCCCUCUGGGCCCCAUCUGCUGGGAUCCCUUCCGGGCGUGACAGUCACGCCAGCCUGAAAGAGGGGCUGACGCUGAGCAGGCGUUCUGGGUCCCCCUGUGCCCAUGGAAGGGCUGGCUUUACUUGCUUUACCGUGCAGAAAGCUUUCUUUAAAGAUCGGCAUUUCCAAAGGAGCAGGAACCCCAUGUCCCUCUGGCCUGGGUACGUGAGAACUGCCUACCGUGGCAAUCUGGGCUCUGCCUCGGUGGCAUUUAACUCAUCCUAGGGGGACCCAGACUCCUGUACUCAGCAGCUGGAUGGGGGACAGACAGCUGCUUAUCGACUGGGCUUGGCCUGCGUGCGGCGAACCAUCGGAGAGUGCAGAUGGCUCUUUCAGAGCUCCCUGUCCCGCCCUGUAAAACUCCAUCUCCUUUCACGCUGCUCCUGUCGGGGAGAGCCAGAGGCUCGCGUUACGUUACAGGCAGCUCCCACCCCGCGCUCUCCUCUGCGGGUGGAAGGGACCUGGGUUCCUGCCGUGCAAAUUGUUACUAGUCCUGUUCCUAGCGAGGUGCCAUCCAUCUGGCUGUCUCGCUGUGACCCAGCCUGGCAUUAGCAAUCCAGGCCCCUGCAUUGUUUGGUAAGCGAAGACAUUUGUCAUUUGGCUUGGAGGAGCUGGGCUGGUCCAGGUUCACAGGCAGCCAUCUGGCUCACUCGCUGGGUCACGGUCAGAUGUAAAUGUCCCUUGUGGGGGGGGUAGGUUUUAUUCCGUUUGUUGAAAUAAAUACGUUCGCUAAA
Messenger RNA from Malaclemys terrapin pileata, 3450 nucleotides. It is a transcript of the gene NT5C3B, whose product is annotated as 5'-nucleotidase, cytosolic IIIB. Gene Ontology annotation, cellular component: cytoplasm. NCBI's taxonomy places the organism in Eukaryota, Metazoa, Chordata, Testudines, Emydidae. The transcript has 9 exons. The record is from RefSeq and is a predicted model, not a curated record. The coding region runs from base 22 to 960 and encodes 312 amino acids. Gene Ontology annotation, molecular function: 5'-nucleotidase activity; magnesium ion binding.